GUAAGAUUUAAGUUUAAAAACUUCUUUUAAAUAACAAGUUUAUCGGCUAAGCAUCGCUUAAAUUUAAUACACGUUAUGGAGACUAUACCACGUCACCAUUCGAAGCACCUUAUUACAAGCUGUCAAAGACCCUUAUCACCCAUUCAACUCCUUCCACGUGGCACUUUCGGACAGUGACACAUACGCUACGACAGCUGUCUCACUCGUCUACGUUCGGUAUAAAUAACCUCUGCCAUCACACUUCAAUCUCAUAAACCUCAAACAAAAACCUCAAUGGCUUAUAAUUACCGUUUUGCCAUCUUCCUCACCGUCCUCGCCGCCAUCUCCGGUCUUUCCUCCGCCGCGUUGGUCAAAGAGCAGCCGCUUGUUUUAAAAUACCACAACGGCGCUCUCUUGAAAGGAAACAUCACCGUUAACCUCGUUUGGUACGGACACUUCACACCCAUCCAACGGUCCAUAAUCGUCGACUUCAUCCGCUCACUCAACUCCAAAGAAACCGCAACCUCCUCCGCAACCACCGCUCCCACCGUCGCGUCGUGGUGGAAGACGACGGAGAAAUACAAAGGAGGAACGUCAAAGCUCGUCGUCGGGAAACAGCUUCUCCUCGAGAGCUACCCUCUCGGAAAAUCUUUAAAGAAUCCUCACCUACGUGUUUUAUCCACAAAACUUAACGGCGGAAUACGUUCUAUAACCGUCGUUUUAACGGCGAAAGACGUUUCCGUCGAGGGGUUUUGUACGAACCGAUGCGGGUCCCACGGAUCUAACGGCGCCGCUUACGUCUGGGUGGGUAACUCAGAGACGAUGUGUCCUGGAUACUGCGCGUGGCCGUUUCACCAGCCCAUUUACGGCCCACAAGGCCCGCCGUUAGUUGCGCCUAACGGUGACGUGGGAGUUGACGGGAUGAUUAUAAACCUCGCUACGCUGCUCGCUAACACCGUCACGAAUCCGUUUAAGAACGGGUAUUUCCAGGGCCCACCAGCUGCUCCACUUGAAGCUGUCUCCGCUUGUACCGGCAUGUUCGGGUCGGGUUCGUAUCCUGGUUACGCGGGUCAAGUACUCGUUGAUAAGACAACUGGGUCUAGUUACAACGCUCGUGGGCUCGCGGGAAGGAAAUAUCUAUUGCCGGCUAUGUGGGAUCCACAGACUUCAACGUGCAAGACUCUGGUUUGAUCCGAGGGAUGUGAGUAAGACACGUGGCUUAGUUCUGAAAGCAAAUGAGGAGAUCUAGAUGUAUAAUAUAUGCUUUCGGGUUUGGAUUGUGGAUAGGGGCUCUUUGCUUUUGUCGUUUUGUGUUAUGAGUGUAGAUUAUGUUAUCGUAAAGGUGAAGAUAUAAUAUGCAUAUAAAAUAAAAUGAUUUUGUUUCUACUUUUAUAAAAUUUAUCGCACUAACAUAAUGAAUUUUAAUGAUCGAAACUUAUAAUACUAAUUUUAUAUUUAAAGGAAUCUAGCUUUUUAUUU
This is a messenger RNA of Eruca vesicaria subsp. sativa (arugula), 1458 nucleotides long. NCBI's taxonomy places the organism in Eukaryota, Viridiplantae, Streptophyta, Magnoliopsida, Brassicales, Brassicaceae. The record is from the annotation of a GenBank genome assembly.